CAAUUAAGCUUGACGACAUCCUUGACAGGCUAUCUUCUGUAGGAAGCUGGCAAGCAAGUUACAGGGGGUCGAUGCCGAACAGGGGCUCACGGGUGGCAGCUACAUCGUAGAUAUGCGGGGAUUUGGAGCGUUUAUGAUACUCUUCGAACUUCAUUCCUCCUUCCUCCUUCGACUCUUAUUAUUCAAACUACGAGUCUCGGCAUGUCGAGCCUAAUAAACAAGAUCGGUAGCCCUUGACCAAUAAUUUAUCUCGGUAAACUUAAGGCUGCCCACUGGACCUUCCCAUACAGCUAUGUAUAUGCCAGCAUCUUCGGCAGGCUAAAAUGGCUGAGUGUGACUCGGGGUGUUUCCCCUAGUUCCUGAUUCUUGGCUUUGCAAUGCCUUCCAAGGUUCCCUAUCUUUCCUCCGCAGUUUGUUCUUGGGACCUUCUGCAACCGACAGUCAAAGCCGCAAAUCCCAUAUCCCAGGCUAAAGCUUAUUGUUCUAGAUCUACCUCUGAAUGCGAGGGCGACCUGCCCGAUCGGGGACAUGCAUAGGUACAUACCGUAGGCCAUUGCAUCAGAGCGGUGUCACUUACCAUGGAUUCCAACAUAAAGUGUAUCCUCGCAUCUCAAUUCUCGAAUUCCAUGAGAUGCGAUGCGCCUUUGAAGAUUUCUCGUCUUAGCUCACCGUCGCCAUCAUGAAGUUUCUCCAAUACGUUUUGCUGACCGCUCCCUUGGCCGUCACCUUGCAACUUGACCGGCGGGGUAAAGUCGUGUACGAUGGCUACAAGAUCUUCCGUGUGACUCCGGGAGAUGACAUCGCUGCUUUCGAAUCCCAUCUGGAAUCACUCGAAGCCAUUGACCUGACACAUAACCAUGGUCAUGUCGAUGAAGAGCACUUUGAUGUCGCCGUCCCACCUGAGAGCCUCUCUGCAUUCGAAGAGUUGAACUUCACCUCGACAGUACUCAGCGAGGAUCUCGGUGCUGAUAUCGCUCUCGAGGGGGAUCUUGCCGAAUAUCCCGCACAACAACUAAGCGCAGCUGCUCUUCCAAACUUAUCAUGGUUCAGUGCGUAUCACGCCUACGCCGACCACUUGACGUUUUUGAAAGACAUACAAUCAUCAUUUUCGUCGAACUCGGAGCUCAUUACUGCCGGAAAGUCCUUCGAAGGCCGCGAUAUCCAAGGUAUUCACCUUUGGGGAAGUGGUGGUAAAGGCUCGAAACCCGCCAUCAUUUGGCACGGCAAUGUACACGCUCGCGAAUGGAUCUCAUCGAAGGUUGUCGAGUACUUGACUUAUCAACUAGUUAACAACUACAGCAACGAUACAACAAUCAAGAGCGCCCUCGACAGCUACGACUUCUAUAUCCUUCCCAUUGUCAAUCCCGAUGGUUUCCUAUUCACACAAACUUCCAACCGUCUGUGGCGUAAAAACCGUCAGACGCGAUCCGGUUCCUCUGCCAUAGGCACUGAUGUCAACCGGAACUGGCCAUACAAGUGGGAUGGCGAAGGAUCUUCCACCAGUCCCGGUUCAGAAACGUACCGUGGCGCUGCAGCUGGCGACACUCCCGAGAACACCGGAAUUCGAGCACUGGGUGAUAAAUUAACCAACACGACCGGCAUUAAGCUGUACGUCGACUGGCACAGCUACGGCCAAUACAUCCUGACACCUUACGGCUAUUCGUGCACGGCAGCAGCAUCAAACCAGGAUAAGCAAAACUCAUUAGCUAGGAGUCUCGCUACCGCCAUCGCGAAGCCGUAUGGCACACGAUUUACCGCCGGUCCGACAUGUGCUACUCUAUACGCUACUGCCGGUGGUAGCAAUGAUUACGUGACCGAUGUCAACAAAGCCGAAUAUGGAUGGGCUAUUGAACUCCGAGAUACCGGCCGUAACGGGUUCACCCUGCCCGCUGACCAAAUCCUGCCUACCGGUAUCGAGAUCUGGGAAGGCAUGAAAUACCUUUUCGCGAAUUUUUAAACAUCUCGUAGGUGUAUAACCUCAUCUGCUGCAGAGAUGUUCGCCUAGAUAAAGGGGUAGUCGGUUCAAGAAUCGGACUUCAAACUAUUAGUAACGCUAAGAUCAGAAUUCCAAAUUC
Annulohypoxylon maeteangense is the source of this 2075-nucleotide messenger RNA. RefSeq lists its product as uncharacterized. The transcript has 9 exons. Gene Ontology annotation, biological process: proteolysis. The coding region runs from base 680 to 1957 and encodes 425 amino acids. NCBI's taxonomy places the organism in Eukaryota, Fungi, Ascomycota, Sordariomycetes, Xylariales, Hypoxylaceae. Gene Ontology annotation, molecular function: metallocarboxypeptidase activity; zinc ion binding. The record is from RefSeq and is a predicted model, not a curated record.